This is a messenger RNA of Uncinocarpus reesii 1704, 222 nucleotides long. RefSeq lists its product as uncharacterized. Lineage: Eukaryota; Fungi; Ascomycota; Eurotiomycetes; Onygenales; Onygenaceae. The transcript has a single exon. The record is from RefSeq and is a predicted model, not a curated record. Bases 1 to 222 code for a protein of 73 amino acids.
AUGCCAGAGAGUCGAGAGCGGAAAUGUGCUUGGGCGGCUGGGCCCGUGGCGAUGCAUCCAGCGACUAGGGUCACGGAACAGCAGGAGCUGGGGGAGAGAGAGAUGGUUGACAGCUGGAAUGCGGGAGCUGGGAUAAAGUCGAAACCCAGCAGAGUAGAUGGGAGAACGCCACGGAGAAGAGGGCAAAUCAAGAAGGUGAAAUGUUUGGUUUCAACCAAAUAG